This is a messenger RNA of Lymnaea stagnalis (great pond snail), 797 nucleotides long. Lineage: Eukaryota; Metazoa; Mollusca; Gastropoda; Lymnaeidae. The record is from the annotation of a GenBank genome assembly.
AUGUUAACUCAUGCCGUUGAUCCUUGUGGUCAGUUUGAAGGAGCUGAGAUCCCCUUGGACCAUAGAGUGGGUGUGUUCAUCACUAUGAACCCUGGAUAUGCUGGCCGCACAGAGCUCCCAGAAUCAGUAAAAGCCUUGUUCCGUCCAGUGGUGGUCAUCGUCCCAGACUUACAACAGAUCUGUGAGAUCAUGCUCUUUUCUGAGGGAUUCCUUUUAGCCAAGGUCAUAAAUCUUAUUUUAGGACAUUUUUGAUAUUUAUUUUUUAGUUAUAAAACAGGGUUUUUGAUUUCUUAUUUUAUCCUUAUUAGAAUUAUGUUGACCAUUCCAUGGAUGUUAGAAUUGUGUUGACCAUACCGUUUGUUUAGGAGGGUCAAACAGGCAUUAUAAUCUAGUUCAUUUAUUGUUCAAAUAAAAAGAUUAACAGGCAGACCAAUAAAAUAUUAAACUCUUUAAACUCUUUGCUGUCUCACACCUAAAAAACUUUUGGAAACCCACGGAGGGGGGGGGGAUUUACCACCAGCUUUCCCAUUUCACAUCAGCCAGAACUGAACGCACUACUACUGUAAUUAAUAACUGUUUGAUUAUUUCACGCAUGUUCUUUGUUGUUCAGUGAACUUUGAAGCAAAGGAUCACCUCAUUUAUUUUUUUGUGGUUGUCCAUGACUUUCUUAGAUCCUGGCCAAGAAGAUGACAGUGCUGUACAAGCUGUCCAGGGAGCAGCUGUCCAAACAGUUCCAUUAUGACUUUGGCCUGAGGGCUCUCAAAUCUGUGCUGGUCAUGGCUGGGGAGCUGAAGAGG